AUGGACAGGCCGCUCAGUGUAGCGGCAGCCCCUUUCGAAAGCAACGAUCGGACCUCCGCCCCAAAGUCCGACCACCUCACCUCACCGGCGCGGAGCGACAGGAGCAGUGACAGCGAAGGCCGACCAGUGAGGGAGAAGCUGAAGGAAACACGCAUCGAUGCGCAGGGAACUGUAGAUGAAGCACCGAGCUCUGAUCAAUUCAUGAACGACGCUGCUGUCAAUGGCCACCUUGGCGAAGCCAGCACCUCUGGAUCAGACAACGAGCGGGGUCGGCUGCGGCGCAAGCGAAGCCGAGAGGACUUUGAGGAUAUAGCUGAGGAUGCGAAACCGCUCGGCAAGAAGCACGAGCGGCAUGCUCGUAAGAAGUCAAGAGACGUCACCAGUCCUAUAGGCUCUGAUAGCGAGGUGUUGAAGAAGGCGAAUGGUUCCAUUGCUCCUAUUGCCGAGAACGACGGCGACGUAAACCUACCCUCCACCGCUGCGACCGCUGGUAAGGAGGCAACUCCCGAAGCCGUAGCUUCAGAUAAGGAAGGUGCUACCGUGACUAGCCCAAAGAAUAAAAGGAAGCUUGAGCAGACUGUACCUGGCGCCGAUACGACAAGUGAGCCUUCUGAAGCAUCGAGUUCAACACCAAAGCCAGAGGAGCGCGACACGAAGCGGGCGAGGGACAGUGCUAAGUCUAAUCCCGUAUCGAAGGUGGUAGAAAUCAAGUCCACAAUCCCUCCCGGCAGUGGCUUCUCCAAUACCUCUGCUGCAUCGCCUUUUGCAGCCAUAACCCCCAAAUCCCCCGCGAAACCUUCUGAGGCGCACGCAGAAAAUCUACCGCAGACGUCAGAAUCCGCUUUCAAAAGCUCCGGUUUUGGGGCGUUCGCUAGCUCGAAUGCCUCUCCCUUCGCAGCCGCCGGCAAACCCGUCACCAGUUCCCCUUUCGGUGCAGCAACCGGUAAUAAGUUGUCCUCUUUCGCAUCGAAGCCAGCUGCAUCAACAACCACUUCGACCGGUUUUGCUAGCCUUGGAGGGGGUACAUCCUCGUUCGCGAGUGCAUCUAACUUGGGAAAGUCGACUUUCGGUGGCUCAUUAGGGGGAAGUGCGUUUGGGAGUGUCAUUGGAGGGAAGCCUGGCCUCUCCACCUUCGGAGGCGGUGGUAGUAUCACCGGCUUAAAGGAAAAGGCCGCCCCUGAAUUCGGAGCUGCAGAAGUCAAGGCCGCAUCUGACGAAGAAGGAGAUGAUGACACUGGUGAUGAUCAAGAUGGAGAUGAAGGUGGGAACGAAGCUGAACGACGUAGCAGCCAACCGCUCUAUUCGACAGCAGGACCACCCGAGACUGGCGAAGAGAACGAAGACGCUGCUUGGACAGGUCGCGCAAAACUUUACACCUUUGUCAAUCAUGAGGGAAGGAAAUCAUGGCAAGAGCGUGGUGUUGGGCCCUUGAAGUUGAACGUUACCCGGGAAGAGCCAUACAAGGCCAGGUUUGUCCUGCGGGCAGACGGCACGCAUCGUCUGCUUCUGAAUGUGGCGGUAACAAGCCAAUUAAGAUUCGGCGAUGCGUCGGGCAACGAGCCCAAGGAUGGCAGACUGUUGUUUACUGCACCCACGGCAACUGGCGAGAUUGAGUCACAUAUGCUCAGGGUAAUGAACGGACCCCUUCCCACACGUCUGGCCAAGUUGGCUGACCCAACACAGCUCAAAGCAGAGCGCGCCUCCGAGCUCUGGAAGCAGGUAAAUGAUGUGAAGACAUCGGGCUUAUACGCCUAA
Messenger RNA from Didymosphaeria variabile, 1755 nucleotides. RefSeq lists its product as uncharacterized. The record is from RefSeq and is a predicted model, not a curated record. Gene Ontology annotation, biological process: intracellular transport. Lineage: Eukaryota; Fungi; Ascomycota; Dothideomycetes; Pleosporales; Didymosphaeriaceae. Gene Ontology annotation, molecular function: GTPase activator activity. The transcript has 2 exons. Bases 1 to 1755 code for a protein of 584 amino acids. Gene Ontology annotation, cellular component: nuclear pore; cytoplasm.